AUGUUGCAUCAAGACCAUGCCUUAAAGCUAGGGUCAAAAUUUUUGGCCGGAGGAUUUGAUUGGUUUGGUCGUAACAGCAGAGUCAUCAUUACCACUCGAGACAAAAGUUUGUUAACAUGUCAUGGGAUUGAAAGAAUAUAUGAAGUAGAAGGCUUAAAUUGUGGUAAAUCUCUUGAAUUGUUUAAGCAGGUGGCUUUUAAAACUAAGAAAGUUGAUUCAAUUAAUGAUGAUAUUGUCAACCGUGCAAUUAGUUAUGCUUCUGGCCUUCCAUUAGCUAUAGAUGUCAUAGGUUCCAAUUUGGCAGGAACGCCUAUAACAGAAUGGGAAUCUAUAUUAGAUAAAUAUAAAAGGAUUCCUCCUCAUAAUAUCCAAAAUAUACUAAAAUUUGAUUUGGGAAAAAUUCGUGCUAAUUACGAUCAUUGCAUAAAACAUGAUGUUAGAGUGUUGGUUGAUAAAUCUCUCAUAAAGAUUCAUCGAUUUGGUAAUGUGAUAUUACAUGACUUGAUAGAGCAUAUGGGUAAAGAAAUUGUUCGAAAAGAAUCACCCGAUCAUCCUGAAAAACGCUCUAGAUUGUGGUUUCACAAAGAUAUAGUUGAAGUUUUAGAACAAAACAAGGGAACUAGUGAAACUAAAAUGAUAUAUCUCGAUUGCCCCUCAAAGGAAGUCGUAAAAAAUUUGAAUGGAGAUGCCUUCAAGAAGAUGACAAAACUAAAAACACUUGUCAUUAAAAAUGCUAAUUUUUCCGAAGGGUCCCAUUAUUUUCCAAAUAGUUUGAGAGUACUUGAAUGGGAAAAAUAUCCUUCAACACGAUUUAGUAUUUUGAACAAGGCAAGUGAAAUCAGUUAA
Trifolium pratense (red clover) is the source of this 846-nucleotide messenger RNA. RefSeq names its product TMV resistance protein N-like. The coding region runs from base 1 to 846 and encodes 281 amino acids. The record is from RefSeq and is a predicted model, not a curated record. Gene Ontology annotation, molecular function: ADP binding. Gene Ontology annotation, biological process: defense response. The transcript is spliced from 3 exons. NCBI's taxonomy places the organism in Eukaryota, Viridiplantae, Streptophyta, Magnoliopsida, Fabales, Fabaceae.